CUAACUUACCUCCCAGAAGCACUGCCUAUGCACUACAACACGUCAUUACUCAAACCAAAGCAAAAACAUGCUUUAUCCCUAGAAGCAGAUUCAAACACACUCAUCUUGGAAUAGCUUUUAUAACAUUUGAAAAUGAGGAAGACAUGAUCAAUACGAGCACAACCAAACUAAUUUUGGAUAAUCAUCAACUGGAAUGGAUUAGUAGCAACACCAAAACUUGUUACUACUACCAUAGCUCGACUCACACAAUUUCAAAAUGCUCUACAAAACCAAUAAAUCAUAACAAAAAUGAACGCAAUAACAAUAUGUCCAAUAGUUCACAACUAAAAGAAUCAAACGACGAAACAGAGUUGGAUGAAAAUAGCUC
Molecule: messenger RNA, 367 nt
Organism: Ambispora gerdemannii
Lineage: Eukaryota; Fungi; Glomeromycota; Glomeromycetes; Archaeosporales; Ambisporaceae
Source: the annotation of a GenBank genome assembly